UUGGCGCAAGAAAUAUAUUUGAUUCAGUGAGUAACAUUUGACAGCCUUAACUUGUGAAAUGUAGAAAAGUUCUUGCAGGAAGCUCCGGCAGAAUAUGUAACAUACAAGAAGGUAUUCAGGGAACAGAAAAAUAAAAUCAAAGGAACCUGCUACCCAAUCUGUUUCAUUAAAUAUGAAAAUUAAAAUGCCUUAACAAAAUGCUUUCUCUUCCUCUCUCCUCCCAACAAACAAAAGCUUUGGUAGGCAGCCUGAAAUUGCUCAUCAAGGAAAAAGACCAGACUCGGAUUUUAAAUGGCUUCUUCUGAAUGAAGCAAUUAAUGCUAAAAGGAACAUGUUGUCUCCUCAGCAUUUAUAAGGAUGGUUUAUGAAGAUGACCUGGGUAAAAAGACACCCAGAGAUUUCAUGCUGUUGAUCCACAGAAAGCCUGUUACCGUCCACUCCGUUGAGUCAGGCCUCAGAGUCUGGAUCAUCCCUUACAGAAGAUCCAUGAUAAUAUUUCUGAUAUACCUCCAAGAAAGAAGAACUCAACCAGAAGAUAACCAUUUUGACUGUCUUUAAGAUCCAUGAUUCCUUUCUGCCUGGGAGAGAUUAUGAGGCUUCAGAGAAUUCAAAUAUUGCUCCUCAUCAAGGAAAUGGUUCCGUUUGUUAAAUGUGUGUGACCCUUCCGAUAAGUCACCAGAGGUGAUGAGGGAGAGAGAGAAAGAAAGCAAAUUACAACUAUAAAGAGUCUCUGAACGGUGAAACAUCAAAACAGUCAGUCUCUGGCUUUACUGGAUGAGUCACCAUUGCAGCCCGACCACAAAAACAAGCGUGGCUUCUGUACUUAGCAGCAGUCUUCCUGUCUGGAAAGGAAACGUUGCUCAGAUUGGAGAUACUGGCCAUUUUAUAGACUUCAAAGCAACUUAGGCAACUGAAUUGUCAGGCGGGAAAACAGGCUGAAGAAAUGUCAACAAUUGGGAGUUUUGAAGGAUUCCAGGCUGUGUCCCUGAAGCAAGAGGGAGAUGACCAGCCCUCUGAGACUGACCACCUAUCGAUGGAAGAAGAGGACCCAGGCAAGGACCCGAUGCCAAGACAGAUUUCAAGGCAGUCAAGUGUGACUGAAUCUACUCUUUACCCCAAUCCUUAUCAUCAGCCUUAUAUCUCACGGAAGUACUUUGCUACACGGGUAAAUUUAUUGAUGCCACAUGUGCCUCGGUAUUAUAUUGUAAUCUUCGAUGGACAAGGGUUGCCUCUUUCAUAUUUGGCAUUCCCUGAAGAGCAUACUGGCUGGAUCUCCCCUGAAAAAACUUAUUUGAAAAACAGAGAAUGCUGCUUAUUGGAUUUGGUGCAGAUAGACCACUGGAACAAUGAGCAGGAGAGAAUUCUGCUGGUCACGGACAAGACUGUCUUGAUCUGCAAAUAUGACUUCAUCAUGCUAAGUUGUGUGCAGCUGCAGCGGAUUCCUCUGAGUGCUGUCUAUCGCAUCUGCCUGGGCAACUUUACCUUCCCUGGGAUGUCCCUGGACAAGAGACAAGGAGAAGGCCUUAGGAUCUACUGGGGGAGUCCAGAGGAGCAGUCCCUACUGUCCCGCUGGAACCCAUGGUCUACUGAAGUUCCUUAUGCUACUUUCACUGAGCACCCUAUGAAAUACACCAGUGAGAAAUUCCUUGAAAUUUGCAAGUUGUCUGGGUUCAUGUCUAAGCUUGUUCCAGCUAUCCAGAAUGCCCACAAGAAUUCAACUGGAUCUGGAAGCAGAAAGAAACUGAUGGUGUUAACCGAACCCAUUUUGAUUGAGACCUACACAGGGCUGAUGUCAUUCAUUGGAAACCGCAACAAACUUGGCUAUUCCCUCGCCCGUGGGAGUAUAGGCUUUUGAGAGUCUUUUUGGUACCAUCAGUAUAUCAUCCAAAGAUAUGCCACUUGAAAAUUUCAUUUUGGCCCACCCUAUUUUUAGACUGAACCAAUUAUUUUUAAGUAAUACUUUAUGAUUUUGAAUAUUUAGUAUUUCUGAAAAUUUAAAAGCUUGAUUGGACUGAUAGAUACACACUUUAGACCUCAUACAGAAUAACCAAAUUUUCUUAAAACUAGAAAAUAAAUUCUGCUGAGCCUAUCAAGCACUGUUAUCAAAUGAGUGCCUGAUCAUCAACUUAGGAAAGAAGACUCUUUAGGUCCUGUUGCUUAAGCUCUCUAAAUGUAGGCAUUUUUUUUUUUUUUUUUUUUUUGAAGUCUUGGUCUUCAGCCCUCUUAUCCUGAUUUAUUCUCUCAUUGGGGGUCUCACUGUCUCUAGUAUUUUAGCUACCACUUUAUAAGGAUGACUUCCAAAUGUAUAUUCCCAUUCCCAGUAUUUAUUCCAAGAUUCAGUUUUGCAUUUCUGUCUGCUAAUCAUCUAAAUAUCAGUGUCCCAGUGGCCUCUUACAUUGAGCAGCAUCAAAAUCCUGGAUUUCUCUGUGGUAUUUAUAUGGUCCCAGUUAUCCAUUCCUGAAGUCCAUCAAUUUUGAUUUCUCUAGAUUCCUUGCCAAUGACAUCCUAUAUACAAUCCCAUCUCUAUAUGGCUGCAUUGUAUUCCAAUGCCCAAAUGUCAAACGGGAAGCUCAUUCUUUUAUCAAAAUUGUUCAUCUAUUCUUCCUUUCCAUGCUUAUAGCUGUAUUAUUAGGUCAGGUUUUUAAUUCUGCUCAACAAAUUAUUACCACAGCCUAUUAAAUGGAAUCCCUACUCCAAGGCUAACUGUUUCAAUCUAUCCUACAUUUGGUUUCUAGCUCAUUUACUUUUGCCAUCUUUUGUUCAAAUAUAUUUUCUUAAUAGCAGAUCUUUUUCUUUCCCGACUUAGAUCUAAUUUUCAACAACCCAGGAAAUUAUCUCAUAUGUUUGCAUCUCUCAAGUUUCUUUUCUUUUUUAUUUCAGAAUCUUAUUUUAUCUAAAUUUAUUUAGGAAAAAAAGCUUUGAAUGUUGACUACAUAGACAUUACUACAAUAAGCUUUUUGCCUUUCUCAAGACUCAAAAUUGACACAUCUUGGUUUAUAUUUAAGUAGAAAAUUCCAGCCAACUUUUUUUUUGACUUUUAUGUGAAGUUGAAAAGCUUGCUUUUCAAAGAAGAUUUGUCCUCUGAUAUAUUUAUAAACAUCAAUUUAAUGCAGACAUUCAACCCCAAACCUUGAAUAACUCUCAUUUUAUUUUGUCUUUGUUUACUUCCAUUAAUAUUUUUUUAUUUCCCUCUCUUCCGCCUUUACAGCACCCACUUUUUCUUCCCCCCAUGAUGGCAAAUAUUGUUAUAGUCCCCAAGGCGGGGAACUUCUAUUCAGACUGUAAAAGGAAAUGUUGAAAUCCAUAGCUGUCCUGUCAACAGUAGUGGAAUGAAAAGUCGUUGGAUUGUUUUGGCACUGGUUCUGAAGCAGGCAUAAUUGGCAAAUUAUUAUAAUACUGCUGCCCGAAAAUCCCCAUUUGCCUCAAGAUAGUGGCAUUUAUUGGCAGAAGCCUCUGAAAUGUCCAACACAUUCUUUUGAGUUACCAUUUAAGGAUCAGCCUGACAAUCGACUUCUCUCUGCACAUUUGUCCCCUUUGUAACCUAAGCCAGACUGUUCCCAAAUGACCUUCUAAAGGACACAGUGCACCAUCAUCAAUGGAAACAGUUCAGAAAGGAUGACAGGAGGGAGAUGUUUCUUAGUUCUGAGAGGCAGUCUGUAACAAUGGGAUAAGCAUUUAAUGGAAUCAAAGCUGUUUUCCAUAAGGAGUGAACUGAGAGAUGACAUGAGGGUCUUUAUGAAUUCCCUUCAUAUUUUGUGAAAACUGUCAUAUAUAGGAUAUCCCAUUAAUGGAAAAAGGGGAUCUAGAAAGCAGUAUUAUGACCAGAGGGUGAGAAGAUUUAGGAAUUUGGAUAGCAGUUCAGUAUAAGAAAAGAUUUCUUACAGUUAUACAUUUUCAAUGAUGGAAUGGGUUGCUUUAAACAGUGAGCCCACCAUCACUUGGUAUGUUCAAGGAAAGACUAGAUAAAGUAGAUAUUGUAAGAGGAAGUGCUGUGUGAUACCAUUUGGAGAAAUGAUUGACAUAAUCUUUUAAGGCCAGUGAUCCUAUCAUUUUCCAAAUAAUUGUUGCUAGUACUUAGUUAAUUAGACCCAUUUUUUCCUUAGGAAAGAGUUGGAUCAAUCAUGGGAGACCCUGAAAAAUAUCCUUAACUUUCCUAAGGUUUAAUGUCUUCUUCUGCAAAAUGGAGACAAUUAUAUUACUUUUGCUUAUUUCAUGAGGAUUCGAUGAAAUGAGGUUAAAUUCUUUUAUUAAACAGAAAGUUUUGAGUAUUUGCCUAGACAGUGAUGUGACUUUUGCAGGAAAAGGUGGGAAAACAUCUAAGGGAACUAAAUUUCCUCCAGAAAUUGUUUCUUCAUUACCAUGGACCUACUGAUCAUGGUUUUCUCAUUUUGCACUUGGUGUCCUUACGUGGGCUCUUUGUCUUUAAGCUCAACAGGGAGCCACAACCCAGGGGACCUAUAUGUACACUUGGAGUUUUUAUCAGAUUAUCAUUUGAACUUGCCACUACAGUUUAGCAAAUGCCAUCAUGAGUUUGAUUGAUGAUAGGAGUAGACACAAGAUAUGUUAAGUAUAGUACAAAGCAUUUCAUAACCAAAAUGUCAUGGUUGGAGGUCUUCAUUAUUUGAUCUUUAUCUCAUUCAGGAAUUUCCACUAGAAAAAUCUCUGAUAAGCUUUAUUUCAGAAACCGCUUGAACAACUCCAUUGACAAAUGUCUCACUGUCUUCUGAUAUAUCGUAGGCAGUUCUGAGGGUGAGAAAGUUCAAAGGAGAUAGAUAUUUUAACAAAACAGGAGGAGUUUUAAACAAUCACCAGGACUCACUCCUUGGUGGUCAAUUUGGCCUCUUUGGAAGCCUGACCUUUGGUCAUCUUACGGUCAUCUAAGGCAGAAAAGAGAAGCUCACUUAUAAGUUGGCUACUUUUGAAUCAUUUGCCUUAAGGUCCAUUUUUUAUUGAGUCUUUGUUGAAACAUCCUGAGGAAGCCAAUUUAUAGAGUUCUGGUGAUAAGAAGGCAGAAAAACCAUGUAAAUUCAGUGCUUUUAUUUCACAGAAGGUGAAGCAAAGGCCUAGAAACUAAAAAGACAUUUCUGAAAAAGAAGAUGGUGAUUUUUUGGAAAUACUGAGAUUAGAUUAGACUAUAUCUUCCAAUUUCUAUCCCUAGCCCACUGUUCUUUCCAAUAUAAUAUCUGUAUUCCCUGGGAAAGACUUGACAUCUGAAUUGAUGUAUCAUAGUUGUGGAGAUAAUUUUGAAGGGAGAAAACAAUAGGGCACAGUCGUUUGGGAGGAAUUUCCAGAAAUUGCCAUCAUUUUCUUAAAGGCUAAGGACACUCACAGAGCUCUCUGGUUUCCUAUCUGAUAAAAAAAGAAGCCCAAACAAAGCUGCGGAAGCUGGCAGAGCCAGCAGAUAUUUUGUAAGGCAGCUUCACCUCUGCUGGCAUUUUGUGGGGCAGGAGAGGGGGAGGGCAAAAGUAUUAAAUUUAGGCUUAAAAGCUCCUCAGAAAUUCUUUAUACACAAGAGACCAAGUUGGAGAAAAGAAGAUGACUUGUGCCAAGGGGAAGAAAGAGAGAGACUAAUGCCUGUGGUUUUCAAAGGUUAACAACAACAUAAAAAAGCCAAGGUAUUUGCACAGGGAUGAAUGCUCAUUGGCUCUUGGCCAACAAUUAUACAAGGGCUUGUGCCCACAUCCUGUAGCUGUGGUUUAGGGACGCUGCUCAUGAGUGACUUCUUAUGCUUAGUGGCAGGAAACUUUAGUCACUGAUGUGUAAACUCACCUUUGGUCUGCACCUCCCACAACGUGCUCCGAAAGCAGUUAGGGGACUAGGCCUCUUGAUUUCCUUGUAGAUACCAGUUUCCCAGAAGCUAAGGAAAAACUCUGUUUGAGGCCUUGGAGUUACUGAGAGCUGACCAAUACUUGCCUUAUUCUACCUGAUUUUGGCAACUGCUUAGGAUAAUUCUGUAUCCACAAAAAGGAAUUAUGAUAUCCCCUGCUAAACUCUCUCUUUAGCCUCAAAGCCCAAAACCAAAAAAAGAGAGCCAUAUUUCAUUGCAGGCCUGCAGCCAAUGUGAAAUAUGAGGAAUAAAGUUAUGAGACUGCUUCUCAACCUA
Cercocebus atys (sooty mangabey) is the source of this 6103-nucleotide messenger RNA. RefSeq names its product tumor protein p63 regulated 1 (gene TPRG1). The transcript has 9 exons. The record is from RefSeq and is a predicted model, not a curated record. NCBI's taxonomy places the organism in Eukaryota, Metazoa, Chordata, Mammalia, Primates, Cercopithecidae. Gene Ontology annotation, cellular component: cytoplasm. The coding region runs from base 944 to 1855 and encodes 303 amino acids.